AUGAAAGCGGCUGUAUUUAAAGAAAAAAAUGGUCAACUUGAAAUCGUUGAAAAACCAAUCCCAGAACCAGCAAAAGGUUGGGUUAGAAUUAAGGUACAUAGUUGCGGUGUAUGCCAUUCAGAUUUUGUAGUUAAAAGUGGAGCCUUUGGUAACCCAUUCCCAAGAACACCAGGUCAUGAAGUUAUUGGUGUUAUCGAUAAAUUAGGAGAUGGUGUAGAUGCUACUAGAUUUGAAUUGGGUAAACUUGUAGGUGUUGGUUGGUAUGGAGGUAGAGGAGAAAAUGGAUGUGGUACAUGUGAUAAUUGUCGUGAAGAUCAAUGGAUUUUUUGCACACAUUCAAUGGUUUGUGGUAUUCAUUAUGACGGUGGUUAUGCAGAGUAUAUGACAUGUCCUGAAGAUGCUUUGGUAUUUGUCCCAGAGGGUAUGGAUCCAAUUGAAUCAGCUCCAUUAUUAUGUGCAGGUAUUACUGUAUACAAUUCAUUUAGAAACUUAAAUAUUAAGUCAGGAUCAUUGGUCGGUGUUCAAGGUAUUGGUGGUUUAGGUCAUUUAGGUAUUCAAUUUGUUAAAAAGAUGGGUUAUGAAGUUAUUGCAAUGUCAGGUGGUAGUGGUAAGAAAGAAUUAGCUAAAGAAUUAGGAGCUGCUCAUUAUGUCGAUAUGUCCAAAGAUUAUAUCGACGAAAUGAAAAAGAUUGGUUCAGUUAAAUGUAUUUUAGUCACCGCUCCAAAUGCACAAAACAUUCAAGGAAUGUUAGAAUCAUUAGGCAUCAAUGGUAAAUUAGUAUUACUUGCACUUUUACCAGAACCAUUCAAUGCCAAUGCCGGUACAUUAAUUGGCGGUAAUAAAUCCAUUGUUGGUUGGGCUUCAGGUGAUUCUCGUGACCUCCAUGACACUCUAGUUUUCGCUAAAAACAAUAAUGUCAAACCAAUGGUCAAAUCAUUCCCAUUAGAACAAGCUAGAGAGGCUUUAGAUAAUAUUGGUGAUGCAAGAUUUAGACAUGUUAUUAAAUUACAAUAA
Molecule: messenger RNA, 1014 nt
Organism: Dictyostelium purpureum
Lineage: Eukaryota; Evosea; Eumycetozoa; Dictyosteliales; Dictyosteliaceae
Exons: 3
Coding region: 1-1014 (337 amino acids)
Molecular function (GO): zinc ion binding; oxidoreductase activity
Source: RefSeq, a predicted model, not a curated record